GACGAAUCUGUCAAAAUAAUGUCAUGUGUAGACUAUAAUAAUUAUAUUAAAACUACGUAAAAUUUGGUAAUAAUUUAUGUUCUAAUAUUUAGUUUAAAUAUAAAGAAAUCAUCAAGGAUUCCAUAAUCAUGAAUAUCAUUAUAAAGCAGUUACAAGGAGGGGAAUGUAAUUUACAGGUGAAGCCGACAACAAAAAUAUUAGACAUUAAACAUCAUAUUGCCAUGAAGCUAAAAAUACCUAUAGCGGAACAGAAACUCCUUCUUUUAGGUCGAACUCUUGCAGAUGAUCAAAUCAUUGAAUCAUAUCCAUCGAUCAAAAACGGCACGAAAUUAAACCUAAUUGUAAAGAAAACUCAAGGACUUCUAGAAGUAUCCACAAAAUAUUUUAAAAAACAUGGCAUGACAGAGACAGAAGCUAGAAAUGCGGCAAAUCGUUUGUUAAAAGUUGUUGAGGAAAAAUUCAACAAAUUAUCUUGGGAUGAUAUUGAGAGGUUAUGUUUUGAUUGUAUGUUAGAAGAAUGUGGACACCCUCGCCCUGCCAUUGAACAGGAUCAAGAUACAGAAUGUGAGGAUGCAUUUGGAUUGUGACCAAACACUAAUCAAUUGGUGGAAUUGCUUAAUCGGCUACUAUAUAACCAAUCAAUAUAGUGAUCCAAUAACUGUACAAUAUUUUGUGUUGUUCUUAUUAUCAAUAAAAUUAUUUUUAUUAUCAAGCACAAAAUGUUUAAAUUGAUAAUGAAAUGAUUUGUGGGAUUGGAAGAUUUUAUAAUUGCAUUAUAUAUUUCAUAUAACUGUUGGAAAAUAUUUGUUUUCCAGUUGGAAUUUAAAUGGAUUAAUAAAUUGAUUCCUAGUCUUAAGCUUAUUCACUGCUUUGACACUUCUUAUAAAUUCAAAUACUUAAAUGAAAAAAACAAUCAAUAAAUAUAUAGUGCAUUUAUAAAAGUAUAGCAAAAGUUAGCAAUGUAUAUAAGAUAUUCAUUCAAUCCAAGAUAGUGUCUUAAGUAUGAUUAAAUAUUUAAGCUUAUUUUUAGGAAGUUUUGAAGCUGUGUUAAUGGAACAGUGAAAUAUUUUGUGUGUGCAACAGAAAAUAAAUAUUAAAAACUAUUUUAUUGUAUUUGUAUAUUUGGGUUAUUAAAAAAAUGCCAAUUUGAAUCUUUUUGUAUGAAUUGUUAUCAAAUUUAACCAUAGAUUAUUAAUUAUGCCUUAUUCUCUCAAGACCAAAACCUAAUAGAUAAUAUUCAUUAGAUGCUUAACUUAAAUUUACUAACCAUGCAUCAUAAUUGUUACUGAUAAUUUAAUUAAAAAAUAUGGCUAAAGAUUUUUCUUUUUUUUU
Messenger RNA from Nymphalis io (European peacock), 1332 nucleotides. Its product is annotated as ubiquitin-like protein 4A. The record is from RefSeq and is a predicted model, not a curated record. NCBI's taxonomy places the organism in Eukaryota, Metazoa, Arthropoda, Insecta, Lepidoptera, Nymphalidae. Gene Ontology annotation, molecular function: protein binding. Bases 129 to 587 code for a protein of 152 amino acids. The transcript is spliced from 2 exons. Gene Ontology annotation, biological process: post-translational protein targeting to endoplasmic reticulum membrane.